AUGGCUACCAGCAAAAACCAAUCGACUAAAAUAUCAAGUUCAUCGAAAUCUGUUGAGCAAUCAAUGAAUUCUAAUUUAGAAUCAUUUACAUGUUUAUGGCUAGAUCAAAAUGUGAAUUUAACGCAAGAUAAUCUUCAAACACAGAAAGAACUUCGUCAAGUGAUCAAUCAUCUUCGAACAUUUGAUAAUAUCGAUGAAUGUGAACAAUACAUUCGAAACAUUACAAAAGAAAAAGUUGUUCUCAUUGUAUCAGGUUCAUUAGGUCAACAAAUCGUACCUCGACUCCAUGAUCUUCCACAGUUUUCUGCAUGUUAUGUAUUUUGUCAAGAUCAAAAAGCAAAUGAACAAUGGGCUAAUAAAUAUCACAAAGUCAAUGGUGUUUUUGUUGAACGUGGUAAACUUGUUGCUAAAAUAUCGAAAGAUCAAAUUAGUCGAAAUAAAGUAGAAGAUAGUGCUUCAAUAUCAGUCAUUACUUCUGGUUCUCAAUCUCUUCAAGCUCGAAAUGCUAUCUUUAUGUGGUUUCAAUUAUUUAUUGAAGUUCUUCUUCGUAUGCAUCAUAAAUC
Rotaria sp. Silwood1 is the source of this 563-nucleotide messenger RNA. NCBI's taxonomy places the organism in Eukaryota, Metazoa, Rotifera, Eurotatoria, Philodinida, Philodinidae. The record is from the annotation of a GenBank genome assembly.